This is a messenger RNA of Dermacentor albipictus, 438 nucleotides long. RefSeq names its product endothelin-converting enzyme 1-like. Gene Ontology annotation, molecular function: metalloendopeptidase activity. Gene Ontology annotation, biological process: protein processing. Lineage: Eukaryota; Metazoa; Arthropoda; Arachnida; Ixodida; Ixodidae. The record is from RefSeq and is a predicted model, not a curated record. Gene Ontology annotation, cellular component: plasma membrane.
AUGAACUACGCGGGUGUGGGCUCGCACUUCGCCUACACAUUGAGCCAGUGGUUCCUGGCACCGUACCUAACCUCCUUAGACAGCCCGCUCUACAGAUUCUACAAUUGCACUGGCCUCUCGCUGCAAGUAAUCUCGAGCACACCGGCGAAGUUACUUGGCGCGUUCUCCACUGCCGCCACGCAGCCACUGUUCGAGGCUUUCGGCAACGCAUCUGCCACCGCGGGGACAAGUGACAGUCUGCCAGGAUUGCCUUCUCUGACCGGAUCCCGGCUUUUCUUCGUGUCGCUCUGUUACUCAAAGUGCCAUGGUAGCUGGACCGAAGGGCUCUCACAUCCUGAAUGCGGGGUCUUCCUGCCGCAUGUGAAGGCCUUCUCGGAAGCCUUUGCCUGCCCAGUCGGCUCACCCAUGAAUCCAGCCGAAAAGUGCGAGUUCUUUUGA